This is a messenger RNA of Pseudovirgaria hyperparasitica, 1809 nucleotides long. Its product is annotated as amino acid permease. Gene Ontology annotation, cellular component: membrane. The coding region runs from base 214 to 1809 and encodes 531 amino acids. Lineage: Eukaryota; Fungi; Ascomycota; Dothideomycetes; Acrospermales; Acrospermaceae. Gene Ontology annotation, molecular function: transmembrane transporter activity. The record is from RefSeq and is a predicted model, not a curated record. The transcript has 3 exons. Gene Ontology annotation, biological process: transmembrane transport.
CCCGUUAUAGCUGAUGUCCGGGGUCCAUUUGAUACCCGGUUUUCUCCUCGAGGUUUUCAAAAACGCUUGCUGGCUCUCUUGCGGGACGGCGUCUGUUCCUUGGCCACCGUUCAUCCCUCGACGAUCUCCGACUAGGACAACGUCCAUCAAUUCAUUCACCGUUCACUGACUGGACAUAGAAGGUCGUGAGUAUCGUCACAGCCGGGGCUCACUAUGGCCACGAAUGCUGCUCAUGAUGAUGAGACGCUGGCGCAGCUCGGGCAUAAAGCUGAGUUGAAGCGUUCAUUCUCGCCGUUGGCUAUGCUGGGACUUGCGUUUGCCAUUCUGAACAGCUGGACUGCGCUGAGUGCAUCGCUGAGCUUGGCAUUGCCCAGUGGAGGGAGUACAAGUGUGAUAUGGGGACUGGUUACAGCGGGCAUAUGUAAUCUAUGUCUGGCGGCGAGUCUGGCAGAGUUCUUGAGCGCGUAUCCUACUGCGGGAGGACAAUACCACUGGGUUGCUGUGAUAUCCUGGAAGAAAUGGGUGCCACUCCUCUCUUGGAUUACUGGCUGGAUCAAUGUCUCUGGCUGGAUCGCUCUCGUUGCAUCCGGCGGGCUUCUAGGUUCCCAACUCAUCAUAGGAAUCAUCUCGCUCUACUCUCCAUCCUACGAGCCUCAACGGUGGCAUCAGUUCCUGAUAUACAUCGGCUACAACAUCGCUGCGUUCCUCAUCAACGCCUUUGCAAACUCCUCCCUCCCCUACGUCAACAAAGCAGCCAUAACCUGGUCCAUCACCGGCUUCGUCGUCAUCUGCAUCACCGUCCUCUCCACCGCAUCCCCAAACUUCUCCUCCGGCGCCUUCGUCUACCGCCUCUUCAUCAACGAAACAGGCUGGCCCGACGGCAUCGCCUGGCUCCUCGGCCUCCUCCAAGGCGGCCUCGGCCUCACAGGCUUCGACGCCGUCGCCCACAUGAUCGAGGAGAUCCCAAACCCCUCCACCGAAGGCCCCAAGAUCAUGAUCGCCUGCGUCGCCAUCGGCCUCUUCACCGGCUUCAUCUUCCUCAGCGUCCUCCUCUUCGUCGCCGGCGCCGACGCCCACACAAUCAUCUCCUCUGCCGCCGGUCCUCUCGGCCAGAUCCUCUUCAACGCUACCCGCAGCAGACCCGCCACCGUGUGUCUGCUCAUGUUCCCCUUGAUCUGCCUGCUCUUCGCCACGACAAGCAUCAUGACUACAAGCAGCCGCAUGACAUACGCCUUUGCCCGCGACCGCGGCCUGCCCGCCAGCCGCGUCUUCGCGCGCGUGCACCCGGUGCUCGGACUGCCCCUGAACGCCCUCAUCCUGACCACCGCCCUCGUCGUCGUGUUCGGCUGCAUCUUCCUCGGCAGCAACAGCGCGUUCAACGCCAUCAUCAGCGCCAGCGUCGUCGCGCUCGGCGUCAGCUACGCCAUCCCCAUAGCCAUCAACUGUCUGCGCGGCCGCGCCAUGCUGCCCCAGCGCAAAUUCGUGUUGCCGGCGUGGUUUGCGUGGUUUGCGAAUCUGCUGGGCAUCUCGUAUGUACUCCUCACGACCGUGCUCUUCCUCUUUCCGCCCGAGCUCCCUGUCGACGCAAGCAGCAUGAACUACUGCGUCGUGGCGUUUGGCAUUGUGCUCAUCAUCAGUACUGUGCAGUGGUUCGUGGAUGGUCGCAAGAACUACACUGGCCCGCGCAUGGACGACGGGAUCGAGGUGUUGGAGGCGGUGGCGAGUCAGCCGGCAACCAUGGGAACUUCAGGGAACGGGAGACUAGAUGCAGAGGACAGUCUUGGGAAGGAGAGCGCAGAGACGGCGUAG